AGAGUGACGUCAUUAUUCUGCGCAAAACAAAACAACAAACCAUUUCUGUCAGUGGUCGGAGUUUGAUGGUUCUGAGAUAAAUGAUAACUAAAGCUAAACAACUGAAUGUAACCUGAUAAAAUUAUAUUAUAAAAAGAUAAACCAUAUUCACAGUAAAGGAAUAAGAUGAUUCAAACAGGAAUAAAUACAUGAAGAUGAAGAAAUAAGGAGCUGGACUACACUGUUUCUAUUGUUGUACUGUCCGUUUGUUUACCAGGUAGGUGAAGGGGACGUUAACAUGCAAGAAAACUAAUAAACUGUCACAACUCACAUGUAAACAUCCGAGAGAUCCACAGACAGAUGUGUUAGAGGAUCUGGAGACUGUACUGGUAUCACCUCUGAGCUGAUGCGUUUUUGUCCUGCAGGUUGUUAGUGACCCCUGACCCGUCAAUCAUGAGCUCCAGGGUGUGCAAGACCUGCGGGGGGUCGGAUAUCGAUGUGGAUCAGGCUCGGGGCAGCGCGGUGUGUACCGGCUGCGGUUCUGUUCUGGAGGACAAUAUCAUCGUCUCUGAGGUCCAGUUUGUGGAGGGCAGUGGAGGAGUGUCCUCUGCUGUGGGACAGUUUGUCUCAGCUGAUGGUAAGAUAAAGGAUAUUUACUGAACAUCCACCCAGGGCGACAAGGUUAUUUUCAUCUGUAGCGAAAGCAUGUAUUAAAACUUACGAAGAUUAUAUUUUUAGCCUAUUGUUUGUUGGUUAGUUUAAGGCAGUGGUUCUCAACUGGUGGGUCCCGACCCAAAAGUGGGUCGCGGACACGUUCUGGAUGGGUCACAAACAGCUGGUCAAAAAAGUAAACAUUUAAUGCGAUAUUUAUUAGAUAUUUGAUAUUUUCUGUACACGCAACUUCGGUAGUUGUCGUCCUCAUGUUGUCCCCUUUAUGUGCUCUGAAAUUCACUUUACUCAAUAAAACAAGUUGAUUUAUGUUAAAGAUAAAAAUCUGUAUUGUUUGUUUUUAAAAAAAAAAAAAUAUUUUAUAAAAAAUAAAUUUGCUUGGUUUGAGUUCUAUAAAAGUGGGUCACAACUUAAGGACCAUGGGAAAAUGUGGGUCCCAGAGUGAGACCAGUUGAGAACCACUGAUUUAAGGCAUGUACGUAGAUGUCCUUAAGGUGUUUACUUGCAGUAUGGUUUAAAUAGUCAAGUAUCUUAACAUGUAUACAUUUUAUCUCAGAACAGUUACAGGUGUUACAUAUCAAAUACUUAUUAACUUUUUUUUUUAAAGGGAAGACUUGGGCUUUUAAUUUCAUAUUUAUCAGAAGGACCGAAAAUUCUCUCAUUGUGUAGUCAUGCAGUUGUUGACUUAUUUACAUCAUUGCUGUCCCUCUGCUUUACUAACACACCCUUGAUUCUCAGUCUGUUUUUCUGCACUCAGUUUUAUAGUUAAGACAUCCUUCGUCUUGAGAAACAACGCUCACCUGUUGUCGUGACAGAAUAGAGAGUUGCACUUGCUAAUAUGUGAGCUGUGUUUUUGGUAACUGCUGAUGAAUAUGGUUAACAAAGCAGACACAUAUCAAGCAAAGAAAGAAGAACAAGGCAGGCUUUAGAGAAGCUGCAGCAUUAGGGGCAGGCUAUGUGUGUGUGCAUUAUCUCUGUGUGUGGGAUAAACCAAUUAUGUAACUGAAUUUACAUAAAAAAUGUGAAAUAUAAUAUAAAUGAGGCCUUCCUUAAAAUACCAUUUUCAGUCAGCAACCACAAUGAGCUAUCAACAAGCUUAUAAAUUGUUAUGUUUUUUUCUGAUCAUGUGAAGGUCAAAACCAUAAUUGCAAUUGAAAUUCAGUAGAAUGUGCAGCACCAUACCUUUCAGAGCUCAUUUGGAGAACAUCCAUUGAUUCAAAAAGUUUGUAAAACAUUCAUCACUUUGACUAUCAAGUGGACAACCAACUUCAUGACACUGGUUAGUUCCAGCUCCUCACUUAAGGCUGGAGAGGACAGAUAACUGAAAGAUGCCCAGGGUACACUGAACUCACAUCACAGUAUAGGUCCCAGGUGUUCAGGAUCAAUUACCAUGGUGAGCUACCUUGGUAAAAAAAAAGUAAACCACCAUUAUAACCAAAAACUCUUAACCCUGAAGUUACCUUCAUAAUAAAAAAUCUUACCACAAAUAUAGAGAGCAGGUCCUUCUAGACAUCCAAGUAGACAUUUUUGACUCAAACAGCUGGAUGGCAACAAACUUUAUUCAACCAAACUGUGAAGAACAUGUUCAAUUCUGGAAGUUACUGUUCUUCACCAGCUGAUCUGUUUACCCAAGAGGACUAAUGGUGUUCAGAUGGCAUCUUCUGAAACUAAUCACUUCAGAAACUGGUGGAUCACUGAGUCUAAGCUCUGAAGUAACAUCCAAGCAACAUGAUAAGACACUGACUAUACCUCUAUUUACUGUGUGGUUGAAUAAUGAGAGAAAGUUCACUUUGGUUUGAGGCGGCCGUUGAGAAGCUGAAGUAUGUGCUGGGACCUUAAAAACCCACCUUUCCCCUGGGUGAUCUCUAACAGACCAGGUUCAGGUUUGUGUAAAUCUUUUUUGGGUACCUCUCAUGAGACCUUGGUGAACAUUGGCCCCAUACUGACUGGCCCGGCUGCAGUCAGACCUGGUGUGUAUUUUCAGGUCUGAACCUGGACUAACAGAACCAUUAUGGCCUGAAUAGGAACCAGGGCUCCCAGCUGUGCUUGCAGCAGGACUCCUCUCUGACUGCCUGGGGUAGUGUGGCUGGUACUUUCUGGUUUUGGUUGGAGUGUUUGGAACACUCUGAGGAGCUAAGCUGGAGGUGGAGGUCCUACUGGUGUCUCCUCUGGUGUUAGCCUGAGCGCUGGGGUUCUGAAGGUUCUGUCGUUUGGGCUCAUGUGGAGUUGGGGAGCUUUCCUGAAGACCAGAAACAGGUCUGACUCUGAUGUGGGACACUCCUAGAAGUUAAGAUGAGUGGAAGAAACAGAACAUAAGUAGUCUCUCAGGACACAUAGAUAAAUGACAUUGACCAAGAAGAUUGUUUGGAAAUUUGCAAAUCUUGUCAUCUGACUUUAUGGUACACUGAAUAUUUUUGUUUGAGCAAAUCUGGCUCUGUCUGGGUAAUAUGCUGAGCUAAAAAUGUCCAAAACUGUCCUCUAAAAAUUACUUUGUAAAGGCAACAAGAAAUGAUAAACACCUGUGGGUUGGAUGAGUGUCUGCUGGGGUUGUGGUUGGUUUAGGACUGGAUAGUGCAGUUUCUGCUGGGGUUCUGGUUGGUUUGGGACUAGAUUGACCAGUUCCUGCUCUGGUUGGCGUUGGUUUGGCACUGGAUGAACCAGUUCCUGCGUUUGUGUUCUGUCAGGCACGUGUUCUUUUGUACUUGAACCUCUGUGAUUAGAAGGACGCUUAGCUGUCCAGUGGUUCCCAUCACUCUUGUCAACAUUUAGACCAGUGGCAUAAUGGGAGGUAUUGGAUACUUGCCUGUCUGGUUGUUUGAUCACAGGCUUGAAGCUGACAUUGUGUCCAGAGGGGAAAAAUUUGCUCUGAGGUUUAACUCUGACAUUCUGCACUCUCGACCGAUCCAUAUCGAUGUUUCUUCUCUCAACAGAUCCUGGUCUUCCAGGGCUUUGGUUAUGCUGGCCAGUCAGUGCCACCCUGACAGACCCCCCUUUGUCUCUGGUAUUUUCUGUGUUGUAAUAAUCUGAGGGUUCAAGCACUGGAUGGAGUUGAGUUGCUUGAAAAGAAUAAUUUGGUCUGUAAAGCUGAUAACCUGGUACCUCUUCAGUUUUAGCCACUUCCUGUAUUAAAUUGUUUUGAGUAGGCUGGUCCCGUGCCAGGCCAGAGGGCCACACAUUCUGAUGGAGACUCUGCCCAGAGCUUCCCUGGUUGCCUGCAAAUCUUUCAGGAUUCAUGUCAAAAGGACUUGAACCUAAGCCAAGGUGGUCCUUGAUCAGACCUGGAUUUUCUUGUCUUGCUUCUGCAAAGCUGGGGCUUUGUGUAUUAAGGUUUGACAGCUGGACGCUGCCGUCUGUAGACUUCCCAUACCUGUGGUGGAGUGGGUUUUCAGUCGGUGAUACGAAAUGAUGUUGUUCUGUAGUCUGGACCAUGAGAUUUCCUGCAGGAGAUGAGACCAGCAGAGGGACUUUUGGAGGAGGGAGCAAUUGGAGCUUUGGAAAAUUUGGGGGGAAGUGGAGCAGCUUGUUGAAUCUUCCAGGCAUUGUGAUGUAGCGACUGGGUCCGGGUUUUAGCCAAGGCCUUACAGCAAACUGUGGCGGGAUACUAACGGCGUCAGGAGUUUGGUGGGCCUGGAUUGUGGGGGUGUUGGCAGCAGUUCCAGAACUUGGUUGCAAACAGUCUUGUGAAAGGAUUUCACUAUCUGAAUCUGCUGGGAAGAAAAAAAUGACAUAUUAUAACUGUCAUCCAGGGUAAUCUGGUUAAUAACUGAUGACUCAGGCCUUGACCUUUCAGGUUCUUGAAGACUUUGACUGAACCGAUUCCAGGAGUGUCUGAUCUGAACCUCCUGUCCACAGAAAGUCUUCCGACUCCACUGAGCGGAUAGAAGCACCUCACAGUCAACCUGUUUAAGAAGCAGGAAUUUCAUUAACAGGAGGGGUUUUCUCAGACUAUAACCCUUUGUUUCAGGUCUAAGUUUUGUCUUACUUAAACUGAGAUCCUCUGGAGAUGAAGUUCGGUCCAUCAGUGAUCAGCUGUCUGUCAUGGAGGAUUUCAUUUUCAUAAACUAUGUACGAUUCCCCGACCUGUUAAACAACCUCAAUUACAAACCUUUUCAUUCAUACAACUUAUUCUUAUAUUAUCUACAGGAAAUAUAAACUGAAGAUAUUUCUGUAAUUUAAAUCAUAAUGGAUAUAAUCUUCAAAAAGGUUGUUGCCCAAACUGUUGUUUACUGGGGCCUUUCAGGAAACCCAUCAAGAUUAGAUUCUUAUCAGUUUUUGGUAUUGCUGAGUUGUACCAUGGCUCUGGUUCCACAUGAAUUCAACUUGAAUUCAAACAACGCUCUGGAUCCAUCUGUCAUUUUGGGUCCGCAGCUAGGGUCUAGAAGAGUGGUUCUUUCAGGCUGUACUGCAGGCCAGGUGGAAGUCGGAGUGGUCACCACUGUCAUGGUCUCAUCCUUGGAACAGACUGACACCACAGAGAAACGCUGGAACUCAUUUUCCAGAAAUACAAAAUAAAUGAAGCUUUCUACUUCUCUUAAAACUGUUUUUAGCCAAGAAUAAAACCCAAAAACAAAAACUGAGAACACAUUGGAGUACUCUUGAUGAACACUUUAGUGCUGAUAUGUCUGUAUAAAGCUCACUGAUAAAAAAAACACACACACUUAAACAUGUGGUGUAAAAGUAGUUAACUUUUGAUUCAGUUUUCACGCUGAUUAAAUUCACUGGAAUUUCAGGGUCCCUUAUGUGCACCCACUAAAGUGACCCGCACAGAGGUUGAUCCUGAGUUUGUUGAUGCACUUGGGACAAAUAAAGGCAACACUACUUGGCUUAAACAAAUAAAGGUUACCUAUCAUGUCCUGUGUUUUGAAGAGGCAGCGUUUGGAGGUGGAUGUCUGGACCUCCAAAGUUUUGGAGUCUCUGAGAAGCAGCUGAAAGGUUCCAUAAAAGUUUAACAGGUUGAUGUCCUGGAGAGAAAAAUACAGAGGCAUUACUGACAGUGGGACUCUAAUAUUUUCCACUUUUUCACUGUUGAUGAAUGUUGUAUAUGUGAAGAUUCAAAUAAAGGUUUAAUCCGUUUUCAUAUUAAGAUGAGUGUCCCAGUCAGGGGCUUGACAUAAAGGGAAAAACUGGUCUAAGAUCUGAACACAGUCUCCUCAUUGUAGACAAGUUAGACCAGGACAGGCUCCUGCUGGCAACACCUAGUCUCUUGAUACUUGAAUUAGUUUUUCAUUCUUGCCUCAUUCCACAUUCAGAGACUUACCUCAGGGUUUGCAUCGUUCACACCCCCAUUAACUAAUUACAGAAUUAAACAUUAAAAAUCACUGCUCAUAUGCAAUACUGUGACAGUUUCUGUAGCAUAACAUAGUGGAAAACCUCAGCACAACGUGGCUAACCUCAUAGGUGUAUCCAACUGAGAACACAGGGACUUCCAGGGUGAUUUUGUGGUUGUCAGUGUAGAGGCGAUACCCUCUUUGAGCCGCCAGCUCUGAUGUUAGAGGCUCAUGGUCAAUGCCCACUUCCCAAAAGCUCUCCGCUCGCAGUGGUCGGACCACACUGAAGCUGAUCCCUCCAUCUGAACACUGCGCUGUGAUCUCUGGAGGGACUAAGGGAGUGUGGCUGAAUUAAAUACCCCUCUAUAAAUCUGCGGUAACUGCAAAGGUGAAUCCAUUUUAGAUGUUCUUACAAGAAUUGGAAACUCGUGCUGUCAGGGAUGUAUGGUGGUAGUAAAAGUCUCUCUGAGGCAUGAUAGUCAGGUUGAAGUUUAUGUUUAUGGAGUACUGCACCACUCCUUGACCCAGGUACUGUGAAAAGAAAAAAUGAGCAUUGGUCAUCUCACAAGUCAGACAACUAUAACGAACCCAAUGGAACAAGACAAACCAAUAAAUAAACAAAGACAGUCAAGGUUUCUUCUGAGGACUCCUCACCGUCCAGUGAACGGCAGGGUCUUCGAAAGGCAGCUGGAGUUCGUAGGCUCGGCUGCCGUUGGUGUUAACAACAGGUUUGAUGCUGAGGCCUUGUCCUGCACUCUGAGGUAUAAGCUGCUUUUCAUUGAUCCAGACUUCCUGUAGUACAACAUCAGCAGGAAUGUUCCCCAGGUAGACCCUGAACCCUUGGUCAUCAUUGGAGGUUUCUACAAGAAGAAACAGAGAGGGUUGAACAACAGCCAGGAAAAAUAUUAUUCAGUCAUUCUGAAGUUUUUGUUCUACUCGCUGCUAGAAACCCAGAGCUAAAUAUCUUAGACACUCACGGUCCAAGCUGAAAGGCUGGCGGCAAAGCAGUGGUGUGUCAAGUACUCUGAGCAUCCUGUGUUUGGUUUCAAUGCUGCUGCCAUCCUCAAACAGCAGUGAGAAGAUGUGUUCGUACAGCAGGAAGAUCACGUACAUCUCCUUGUACACAUUGUUCACUACCAAACUCUGAAGAAAGAUGACAAAACAACAGUGUACAGUACAUGUGUCGGGGAUCAUGACAUCUGUUGUGCCGUUCACAGGUUUGGACAGAGCGAACUUUACCUUUCUGUAGCCUCCCUCUGCCCCAAAAGGCACCCUUAUCUGGACCACAUUUCUGUCUUGAACCAGACCGAUUCCUCUUGUGGUUGAAGUGGAUUCAUCCAAUAGCACCCCCUCCACCCCAACCCUGAAGCUUUGACUUUCAAACCCAGGUCCCUCUCCUAUUAGAGGGGACAUGGCCAGCGGGAUAUCCCAGAGAAGCUGGGCGCCAUCGAAAGAACCAGGAUCUGAGGAAAAUGAUCAAGCUCACUGUUAGCAAAAUUUAAAUACUGGCCCCCUCAGGUGUGUGUUUGUGUGGAGGACUUACUCACUGUGCAGGCCAUGGACACAUCAAUCAUAACCACUGUCAGCUUCUGCUUACUGAAGAGAGAGACCCGCACAACCUCCACAGAGAUGCCAUCCACCUGACCAAGAACCAAGAAAACAGAUAUUUUGGCUCAGAUUUUGAACAAUUUGAGUCACAGAAAUGUAUUGCUAACAAGUCAAAGACACUUAUCACAUGAACAAGUGAAUCCAAAUGACUGCAGAUGUUAGUCAGGAUAGUCUGGAGACUUAAUCUGACUCUGCCUUUAGUUUAUUUUUGAGGUCAUGUUUGAUGAUAGGAUGACGUUUAGGCCUGUUUUUUGCUUCUGCGUCAGACCUAUGCAGUAGCACACCAAUGAUAUGUGAAGCCCUGUACUCUAGGCAGAGUACCCUGCCCAACACACACCCUCAUAAAAAUGUAACUAGGCAUUGAAAGAGCGCAGUUUGCAAGCCCUGUGACUGGUCCGCCUGGUAGCGAUUAUUCCCAGUAUCACUGCCACAUCUUGCAGGUACCACACACUACAGAAUUCACUCAGUACCCAUGGAAAAAAAUAAAGGACUUGGGUAUAAUGAUGACACACAUUUCUUCUGUUUGUAGUUCAGCACUGUGGCAGACAUGACAGGGAAUGCACCAUGGUUACUGUAUUUAAGUACUUGAUACUUUAGGGAGGUGUGAUUGCAGAAAGGCUCCUCACUCUCUCCUCUACAUACCAUGGUCAGCUCAGCAUGCGACUGCUUGUACAGAGAACGAAGAACUAUCCGCUGAGCAGAGGUGCUUAGACUGAAGCCCCACCUCUCAGCUUCGCUGACAGACAUGGAGGACACCUGCCCAUCACUCUUCAGGAUCAUCAGCUGCCAGACAGAACUUGCAGUCCUCUGCGCCUGAAAUCAUCAAAACCAUAUAAACCAAGGUUUACAAAGGAAAAUGUGGGUCUUUUUUGGAGGGCUUGUCAUCACACGAAAAGAACUUCAGGAUUGAAGUGAGAUUAGAGGAAGGAAUUAAAUUUGCUGAUGAAGAUAGAAAGGCGCUUACCAAGGCCUACCGACAUGUAUAAACUGUAAAGAGACCAGGCGCAGAGGACACCAACAAAGCAACAAGGUUGUCCCAGAUUGCCACUGUACCCUCAAUACUGGAGUAUGUUCCACAAACUGCAAACACUUCACAGUGUUCACAAAAAUUCACAGACUCAUACUACAAAACUACAGACUGCAACUGUUUCCUCUGUAUUGGACUAAAACAGACUCCAACUGUUCCCCUAAAACUGGAGUAUUUUUCAUGUUAUUAUGUGAAACUUGAUAUUAAAUCACGGGGAAGAGGUAUCAUCAGGUUAAAAAAUGUAAAGUACAAUCUGGAUGCUGUGAUGUCCUAAGUUUUUGUGGGAUACCUGAGACAGGGCUGCCUGCCACACCUGUCCAGUGUCCCCUCGGAGUCCUCCACAUGAAGGGUCCCUGUUAACGUUUACCUGUUGGACAACACCAGACAGCUGUUAAACCACAUCAGCUUAACCACUCCUCAUCCACGUCACACAAGUUGGUAUUAUUCUGACCUCCAUGUAGUCCUCCUCACAAGUGAUCUCUCUAUGAGUCCAGGUCAGACCAGAACAGACUGCAGACACAGGAUGGCUGAUCCAAUGGCCCAUGGCGUCACUUAUCAUCACAUUCAGUCUGAACGUGAACACCUCGUCAUUCUGAAAAACACAAAACCUCAUCAAGAACACAACCAGAAAGAGGAAGGCCAACUGGUUGUGAGUUGUCAUGAGGUAGGGCCACUCAUGCCUGGUUGUGGGUUGGUAAGAAGCUGAGCCAACUGGCUGUAGACUGCAUUGAGGCAGAGUGACUUGGUUGGGUGUAGAUCUACCUGGUUUUGUGUGAAGCAGGAGUAGUAUGAGGCCCUGAAGGUUGUGGAACCAUCCAUCUUAAAACUGCUGAUGGUGUAACCACAGAGCGGGGCCAGCUGUGCACUAAUGGGGUGGACGCCAUUUUCAUCUGUGACAUGCCAGAUGAGAGAGGAUCAGUAACCAGGUGGAAGACAUGUAUCAGGUGAGCAGGUAGAAGUCUACACUUGUGUCAAGACUCACCAACAGCUUCAAAUUGCGGUGCCUGUGUAGAGACAGCACGGACCCAAAGGUAACGAUCUCGACACUCUGACUGAACAGCAGGCUCUGUGGAACCUGAGAGCACAAACAGGUCAAAGGUCACCAAGAAACGAGGCUCUCAGAUUCAGGAGAGUCGUGGGGCUGUGAGGAUAAGCAAAGAAAUAUGGUCCACUAAAAGAAGCGGUACAAAAACCUGUGCAGGUUGAGGACACCCUCUACAUGAACCAGUAAAGAUAAGGUAUGGCGUGAUCACUGAAAUUCACUUCACUUUUUGUGGAGUGGUUCCCAAAAAGGAGAGAACAUAAUAAGUGUGCCCGGAGUCUUUCACAAGCACUCACAGUGUUGCACAGUGUGCUAGUUUUGCUGCUCCAGCCAGCCAAUCAUAAACUGGAUAAGGCAAGACUGGUCACCUAGUAAAAAAGCCAGGUAACCAGGAAAAUAAAUGCUUGUCGGAUUACCAUAAUGGAGACAAAGUCCAUUUUUGGGACAGUUCUUUGUGCCUCAACAUCAAGUUAACAUAACUAUUUAGCAUUCUUUGAGAUGAUUCUUAGUAGUAGUGGUUGCAGCAAUAGUGUAUGUGUUGCAAUCAACCAUUUAAUAUUUUAAACUGUUCAAUGAAAUUUGGAACUUUUUGCUCAAAUUGUCUCACACAAUCACAAACCAGACAACGAACAUUUCGGACCAAGUCACUUUUUAUAUAAAACAGUAAAAAAAGUUUUUACCCUGCAGUUGACUUCCAGCUGAUUUUUCUAUGAAGUCACUGCAAACCAAGAUCAGUCUGCAACAGAGUGACAGUAAAGUUCAGUUUUUGCCUCAUCAGGUGAGCUUUUUUGUUACCUGUUCAGGUGAGAUUAGAGAGACUCACCCGAUGAUGACAGCAACAGUUUUCAUGUUGAAACUGUGUGUGUCCUCUCUUGGUCUGUAGAGGGGAAGAUUCACCUUUGCAACCAGGUGAGCUGAUCACCUGGUUGUCAUGGAAACAGAAGGGGGCAGUCACAGCUGACUGUAGUUGAGUCUGAUUACAGCAGGAGCUCCUUAGGAGGUCCAGAGAGCUCAGUGUGGCUGUGAAACAUGUGAUCAAAACACUCCCGAACGGAUCAUUUAGUCCAGAAGUUUUAUUAAGACAGACAAAUAACAAAUAAACAAAUAAAACAGCUGAUCAGAGACCAUACACCAAUCUAUGUUAUUAAACUGUCUGUCUGUCUGUUUGUAGGUCCAGUUAAAGCUCCUCUUCUUGGUUCUGGUUUUCAUACCAGUGUAGGGAAAGAGUCCAGAGCUCAAACUCUGCAGAGUGGUAAGCACAUUUAUUCUAAUCUAUCUAUUGGGCUUCUUCCACCUAUUUACGUCUCCAGUAUGUGUCAUGUACAGUAUCAUUAACCCCCCCGUGUUUCAGGUAAGCGUCAGAUCCAACAGCUGGGCAGUCAGCUACAGCUGAAUCAGCACUGUCUCGACACGGCCUUCAACUUCUUCAAGAUGGUCGUCAGUAAGCAUCUAACCAGAGGACGCAAAACAGAGCACGUCAUUGCUGCAUGCCUCUACUUGGUGUGCCGCACUGAGGGGACGCCACGUAUCCUAGCAACCAGCAAAGCACCUACUGACACUUCAAAUUAGCUUAAGCUGACUCUGGUACAGUGCAUCAAGUAGGAACAUGUGUUCAAUACUGUAAACAGUCCUUUUCCACAGAAAGAACAGAAACCCUCACUGUGACCUUUGACCUCCUUAAGAUUACCUUGUUCCAGACAUGUUACUGGACUUGAGUGACCUGCUGCAGGUAAGACUGACCUCAGACAUACCAUGUGUGGUAUGCCACACUAUCUCUGUAUUGUGUUUUUUAACUGUCAGUAUUAUCUGAUUCUUUGCUGAAUAUGAAUGAGAGCCCACAGAGACAAUUGUGAGUAUUGUUGGUGUAACUGUGUGUUUUCUUUCCAGGUGAACGUUUACAUUUUGGGUAAAACCUUCCUCCUACUGGCUCGUGAACUCUGCAUCAACGCUCCAGCUAUAGGUAAGGAACUUUUUAUAAGUUUCUGAAACUUUGACUUCAGCUCAUCUUAUAGCUGUAUAAGUAGAGCCAUGUUUAUCCAGAAUAUAAACUGACACUGUGUGCAUUUCUGUCAUUAUUUGUCAAAAUUUGACAGACAGCUGAACCCUCCCCUGAUUCUGUACAACAUUAAGUUUAUUGACUUUAUUCGCUCAGAGAAUAAAUCUUAAAGAGGGGACUGUUUACAUUCUUAUGUGUCAUGCUAGUUUUGAAUAAGCUUUAUUUUGUUUUUAAAAUAACACUUCCAAUGAGCAUCUCUGUCACAGCUUUAACGGUUGUAAAUACUCACUGCGCUCUUCAGUGAACCCUAGUGGCUAUUUAAAGAAACUACAGGUUUAUUAUAAAGCUGCAACACAUUUUACUGUUUACUUCAACUUUAAUGAUCAAAUCACAGAAGCACAGACAGGCCAAUCAGCUUUCAGCUCCAGUUAACCAGCUAAUCAAUCAGCUUCCAGUUCUACUCCAGCUGCCAAUCAGCUUCCAGUUCAGGGCAGCAGUCUUGUCAGAGCACCUUGCUAUGCUGCUGGUUGUAUCUCUGACAUGUUUUCUGAUUGGUCAGUUGCCUGGGGGGCAGCAGGCUCUGGUUCAGCAGUAAAAGACCACCUCGGGGAUCUGCCCCCCCUGCACUCCAGUCCCGUUGGUGCUGUCUGAGGAACACUGAAACUGGAAGGUCACUUUUCCACACUGCACCUCUGUCAUCCCCUCCUGACCGAAGUAGCUUAGCUCAUUCCCGUCGAGGACAGCGCUGACUGUGUAGAACGUGUCCUGUUCCACCUGGACUGGGUGUUCAAACCACACCGGAAAGGUACUGCUGGACCCAUCCGACAUGAACUUGGUGAAAUUCUGAGCCAGGACUGUACCCUGCCUCUUCAGUUCAAUCUUUACGCUGUACUCAGCCUUCCCACCACUUGAGCCAUACAGUCCGAGUCCUGCCAUGAAGAUCCGCCGGUCCACGGCAAACUGGAUGCUGUCACAGCGCCCCCUGUAGCGCCACUGGUUGCUACGGUAGGCUGAAGACUGAAAGCGGUGGCACCUCUGAGGUACUAAGCCAGUCCGCUUCACAAGAGGGAACUCCAAUCUGGGUUUGUUGGAGGCAGUGAACCACAGAAAGACAUCACGAGUUUCUUUAAGUGUCAGGACAUCCGACUGCGCUGCCCCAUCAGCAAACUCCUGUAGGGUCAUGGAGGGGAUCCGGACCAGGUAAAGGGCCUUACCAAGGACCGUUCGCUGAUUCCUAGGAUUCACUACAAGACCCUGGCGCCGACACUCUGCAGCUGCCCAGUUCAGCACAGCUUGAAAGAUUGCAACCUCGCGGAUAUUGAGCGAGUCUCUUUGCAGAAUUAUUUCGAGUGUGGGUCGAUCAAUCUCACAGAAUCCCUCAGAGCGCAAAGCAAGGUCAGCCUGAGCAUCAAUCACCUCCCAGCAGCGCUCUGUGAGCUCUGGCUCCUCAAAAAGCCGGCUCUGGGACAGCAGGACACAGGCAUUCCUUGCCUCUAGACUUGUCUCCAAGAAUGACACGCAGGCUUUUGCCAGAGCAGGAACGAUGUACUUCUUAGCAGCAUAAAGUGUGGCAAGCACUGUGUCCGCCUCCAUCUGGAUCUCAUCGCUGUACAUAUACCUAGGACAGAGAUAGACAAGGUCAAGACCUUAGAUGGGGACACGCAGGAUCAGAACCUUUGUGAGAAAUUCAAAAUCUAAACUCCAGGACAUACUUUAACAGGAUGAGGAAAGCUGCUGGCUCCACAUCAGGGAUUUGGAUUUCGGAUUGUCCUUCUGCCAGAUCUCCGUAAAACAUGGCUCCAAAGACUGAGCUGCCCACUGCAAGGACAUACUGCAACACAUGAAUGGGGACAAGUUAGAGGCAGGGGGAAAUCAGAGGUAUGGGCCAGAUGAGUGCUGGUCCAGGUGUACCUUAUGAGCAGGGACUUUCUGAGUCUCUCCUGGAGGUCCGACGAUAAAGUGAACAUCGGCCAUGAGCUCAUUGUUGAACAUCAGAGCGUUUCUAAUAGACACAUUAACAAAAACAACAAAGACCAUCAUUUUUACAUAGUAUCAUUUCAUACCAACAUGAUUGAGCAAAUUCUGGGCCUGAAUCCUCCCCCUAGUUGCCAUCCAAAUCAGAACUGACCCCCACCGAGCUGCCCUACCAUCACUAACCUCUCUCUGAGGGUGGGCUGAACUUCCUGUCGGUUUUCUCUCUCCUCCCCGUCGUCACUGGCAUUGAGUUGAACUUCAUCUCUGUAGAAGUUGUCAUGGUUACUGUCUGGUGGCUGUGAUUGGCUGGGCUGUAUCAAAGACUUUUUCACCUCCACCUCAUUACCAUGAGGGAGAUUGGUGGGGAACAGCUCGGCCGCCAUUGCUCCCUGACUCCUCCUCCUGCUUGCCUGACUCCUCCCCCUUCAAAAUCUCCCCUCUCCUUGGUCACAGAGCAGGGGAGGUCACUAACUCACAAGAGGUUGAAUUCCUGGGAGAGAUUAGCAAGAUUGUAAUUCAGCCGAAUACACAUUACUGAGAUUAUAAUCCAUACAUUCCUCCUUAUUUAUGAAAUAAUUUUCUAAGUAUUAAAAAAAUAUUUCUUCCUGUCUAUAUUUAUAGUCUAUAUAUUUGCAGUAUAUUUUCACUAUUGUAGUAUCAUUAAAUUCACAGAACAGUAACCAAAUCCAUCAAACUUCUCUUUUAUUGUGCAGUAACACAGUUCAUUCAGUGCUCUAUAUGCAGUUCAGUAAUGCAGGUAGACUAAGUGUUACAUUUACAGUAUUAAUUUGGUCGUUAAUUGUUCCAUUUGCAGUUUUAUAACUAAAUGCUUAAUUUUUUUUAAUCUUAAGUACAUAGUCACAGAACAUAUAGGGUUAAAUUUGCAGUAAUUUUAUGUAGUACAUUAAGUGCUACUUGAAUUAUUAUAAUGCUGUACUUGAAGCUGCUACACUAGUACAGUUUUUUUGUGCAUUAAGGGUUUAACAUACUUAAGUUUUUUUUUUUGCAGAUUUAUAGAUUAGGAUAAAGUAAAUUCUAAAUUUGCAAUACAAAAGUGCAAGACAAUCAGUUUUAUAUAAUAGCAGUAGUUAUAUUUGCUGUGCAGUAACACAGAACAUAUUUUAAAGAGUAAUAUCAACAAGCAGUAACAUUAGGGUUUUGCAUUAUGUAAUGCAGGAAAGUGACGUCUAUGUUUAUGGAUAUGAAGUGUACAUAUAAUACAGAAAUAUUUGGCAAUUUAGUUGCAGUACACAAAGCAGUAACUGGUUAACAGUACAUAAUGUAGUAAUAUUAGAUAAUAUUAUGUAUAGUAUUGCAGUGACAGAUUAGAUGUUAGAUUCAGUAUUUAUACGCAACAGAGCAGGAGAAAAUGUUUUUUACUGUAUUUAUGCAGCAGUUCGGUACAUUAGAUAUGAUAAAUGCAGUUUGUAGUGCAAUACAUAAGAUGUAAUAUUUGCAGUAAUGCAGUACAUUCGCAGAUUUGCCAGUGUACGGUAAAUUUGAUGGUAAAUUUUGCAGUGCAGUUGAAGGUGGAUCUGUAGGGAUCACUCAGAACUAACCCAGCACCAGGUGGUCUGGUUUGGGAUAAUAUACUCAAGGUUCUGUGGUUACGGUCAGGUUACUGGAGUCUGUUUUAAAUCGAUAAUCAAUCAUUAAUAAUGAUCCAGACGGCUAGAUAAACAGACCUCGGCUAAGCUAUUAAUCAGACUGAGUUUGCUGCUGUCGUUCCAAUGAUUCCGUCGGUUUCUUCCCCUAGUCAUGCAGCGCGCACGUAACCGGAGCGAACCCGCAUCGACAGCGACCACAGACGGAGAAAUGUGUGCGAUAGUGUGUGCGUGUCUGUGCGUGUUUACCUGUCACACACCCCGCCGCCGUUUGUCCUGCCGUUAACUGUAAAUACACCUCGACACCAGCCUGUGUUUGUUUCUCCAGGCGCCAUUUUGCCUCCGUUGCCACAUCCGCCUUCACCGAGUGACUCCACAAGAUGGCGACAGAGCGCGGGAAAAGUAUAAAAUAUUGUAAAAAGAAAAUAAAUGAUUUGACCAAGCAAACCCGCCCCUUAUUUAUGAAGAGAAAUACAAGUUGUUGUUUUUUUUUUUUUCAAUAACACACACAUUUACUUUGGUUAGACACACUUAAUACAUUGAUUUUUAUUACACACCAGAACUCACAUUAAUACUCCCACAUUAACACAUUUACCAUAACCACUCACAAAUUAAUUUCAACAGGCUACACACACACUAGUCACAAUUAAUUCACUAUAAAACAAUUGUUGUUUUUUUUAGCUACAUUCAAGUCAUUAACUAUCUUUCAUUUAUUCUUCCCUCCAAUCCUGCUCCCCCUCAUCUUCCUCAGACCCCUGUUUGUAUAUCCCUAGGUUUGCUCACAUGCUAGAGUUUGGGGCAAAGACUCAUGAGGUUUCCAUGACAGCUCUCCGUUUGGUUCAGAGGAUGAAGAGGGACUGGAUGCACACAGGCCGCCGACCCUCUGGACUAUGUGGAGCGGGUACAACAUGGUUCCUUUAACCAAGACUAGACCAUAUCUCUGAUGUCUGUUAGUGACCCUUUCUCUCUUCUUCUUCUUCUUCUUCUUCUACUCCUCAGCUCUCCUGGUUGCUGCUCGGAUGCACAAGUUUCGUCGCACAGUGAAGGACGUGAUCAGUGUGGUAAAAGUGUGUCAAACCACCCUGAGGAAAAGGUCAGAUUAUAUUUACAACAGAUUAGAUUACAAAAGAUUACUUAAUAGAUAGGUUACACCAUCCACAUCACAACCAACAAUAGGAGAUCUAAACCAAGGAUCCUAGUCUCAGUCUUUCCUCUACCUGCAGAUUAACAGAGUUUGAGGACACCCCCACCAGUCAACUGACCAUUGAUGAGUUUAUGCGAGUUGACCUGGAGCAGGAAUGUGAUCCACCCUCCUUCACUGCAUCUCAACACAAAGCAAAGAUGCAGCAGGUAAUUAUCUUCAUCCUGAUGCUGAGGCAGGUCGGUUACCAGAUUAUGAUUGGCUGGAGCAGGUAGAACACGGUAUCUCAAUUUUACCGCUAUAGGCAGGUGGUUUUAUCUCAGAUUAGUUGCAGAUUGGUUGCACUUUGAUUAAAAGUGGAAAUAAAUCAUUUUACUGUCUGAUUCUCUUACAGCUGGAACAGGAGCUGUCAAGAAAACUGGAUGAUGUUGAAGGUCAGAAUACUACUCUGCUCAUUACCCAAGGCUAUUUUAUAGGACUUAUAUAGAUCUACAAGAACACUCCUUUAUAAAUGUCUGUUUAUGAUGAUAACUGUAAUGAACGCUGGAUGGGUUACAGGCACUUUAAAAAAUGAAUUUAUUUUAACUAGUAGACUUAAACUGUCCUCUUUGUCUCUUAGGAGAGAUCAGCUGUUACAAAGAUGAAAUUGAGUCUGAGUUGGAAAAGAGUCGACCCAAACUGAGGGGAAUUUACGCUGCCUAUGCCAAGGAACUGGGUCAGUCCUGAAUUAAGUCAGAGUUAGUCUUGAUAGGAGUCAGCCUUGAUCCUCAGAUCAGAGUGCAGCACUAAACUUUUCUUUCUGACUCUAGAUCCAGAAGACUCUGAGGUGUUGUCUGUUGCCUCUGAGCCUGAAGAUCCAGAUGUUGAGGAGAACGAGCUCCAGGCUGCUGCCCAACACCUCACCCAGGAAUUCCUAGGUCAGGUGAUCCAGGAAGAGGAGGGUCUGGGCAGCAAGACAGAUGUGGGGAAGGAGGAGGAGGCGGGGGCAGUCAAAGAGGGCAGUGUACAUCAACGUCAAGUCGCCUCGUUAGACAUCAUUCUUGGGAAGCUGCCGACAGCAGCCAGCCUCCAGCAGACCUUCAUCGAGUCUGAGAGCAGUGACAAACCUGAUGGUAAGAGUGGACACACCUGUAUGACAUCAUCAGAGGUGGGACAGGUAGUUAAAAAGCUGUCUGUGUUUAUUCACAGAUGAGCAGUCAGAGAGCGGGGAACUAGACCUGGACGGUAUUGAUGAUCAGGAGAUCGAGAAGGUGGGUAAAUUUAAAACUCGCUGUUGUAUCGCUCCAGUCUCUCUGAACGUUAGAGGCUGCUUUUAUUGUAAUAGGUAGCAAACAGGAUGUGAUGUGUUUGUGUCGCAGUACAUCCUGAACGAGAGAGAAGUUCAGGUGAAGACAGACCUGUGGAUGAAACAGAACGCUGAGUACCUGCAGGAGCAGAAAGGUGAGCAGGACUCUUCACCAUCAUCCUCAUCUUCACCGAGUCUAUGUGGUCUUUAACACAGGUGUGUGUGUGUGUGUGUGUGUGUGUGUGUGUGUGUGUGUGUGUGUGUGUGUGUGUGUGUGUGUGUGUGUGUGUUACAGAGAAAGAGGAGCGGAUCAAGAAAGAGAAAGAGCAGGGUACCUACAAAGAGAAGGUGAGUGGUGAACAGGGUUCCCCAGCCUGAUGUGCAAGGGCUGAAGUCAGGACAGCUGUGACACUCAGGGUCUCACCUGUCAGAGUUCUUACAACGUUCACUUUUUCAGCCAAAGAAGUCCAAGAAGAAGAAGAAGGAGCUGGUGGAGGCGUCGUCAGCAGGCGAGGCCAUCGAGCGCAUGCUUGAGAAAAAGAAGAUCUCCAGUAAGAUCAACUACGAUGUCCUCAGAGACCUGAACAGCAGGGGGACAGGAAGUGGGGGAGGCAGCAGUCCCAACAGACCCCCCUCUGCUGGGCCCCCUGAUGCACGCAAGAAACUCAACCGCCGCCGCCGCAGAAAGACCAGCGACGCUAACCGAGACCUCGCUGCUAACGCCAGCUUAAUGGGAAAGAGGUACGAACAUAUCUUAGCUUUAUAAAAUCGCCAGUAAUAUAAGAUGAAAAUGCAGUCCUUUAAUAAUCAUCCCUCCUCAACCCAGCAGCGGCAUGGUGGCUGUCUAACAUGAGGCUGGUCCUGCCCAAGGUUUCUGCCUGUUAAAAGGAAGUUUUUCCUUGCCACUGUAACUCAUGUUAGUUGAGAUGGGCCAAAACCCAUCUUAGGUUGGUUCUUGAUCAUCAAACAAUGAGCGUGGUCCAGACCUGCUCUUGUUCCUUGAAAAGCGUCUUGAGAUGACGACUGUUGUGAAUUGGCGCUAUAUAAAUAAAAUUUGAUUGAUUGAUUGAUUGAUAAUCAGUGUGAAAGAUAUGUAAACCUCUGAAAAUCUGUUACAUCUGUAUUUGAGUUCUAUUACAUUUAUACACAACAAAUGUCUAUCUAUAGAUGUAAAAUCUGUCUUAAAUUUGUGUCAAAUAUGUUUAAUAUGUUAUUUUAAAUCUACUCUUUGUGUGUAAUCUACUUAUUUGUAUGUAAUCUAUAUAUACCUCAGUUUUUUCUCAUUAUUGAGAUUGGUAAAGUUCUUGAUUCUUAUUGGUCGAAACUCCUCAUUAUUUAGAUUUUAUUAGAAAUAUUUGACCUGUAAUGCAAAUCUGUUGAUUGUGGUGUUUUUUAUGUUCAGUGGAUUACAGAGUUAAUUAUUUGAGAUCAAUCACUUCCUGUUCCCAGGGUCCGCCUCCUCAUUUCCUCCACACCAAAGAAGAAGAAAGCAGCCAACCAGGCGACCGACCAGGUGACUGACCAGGUGACUGACGAAGUACCAAACAAGGCGACCAAUCAGGUGAGCUACAGUCCCAGGUGCAAGAUUAGCGGUUAGAAAUAAACAGCUGUUUUUGACAUCACAAAGGUCCAGGCGACCCCGCCUCCCCGCCUACAGGUGAGGGCUCUCUAACCUCAAACUGUCUUUAACACCUUAGGAAGAAAACCUAGUUACUAUGGCAACUGACACAACAACAGAGACCCCACCUGAAGCAACCCCUGACCCUAAACCACAAACUGGACCUACUCCCACAGCGCCCCCUGCUGCAGGAGAAGAAGAGGAGGAGGAGGAAGAGGAGGAGGGGGAGGGGGAGGGGGAGGAGGAGUGUGUCUCUGCCCUGCAGCUUGUUGGAGGUCAGACCAGACUUUUAUUUUGAUUUUUAGAUUGAAUUUGGGCUUUUAUUUUGAAAGGACAGUUAAUGAAAACGAAAUAAUAUCUAUGUUUCUGAUUGUUUUUUCAGAUUACGGCUGUGAGGAAGAGGAAGUUUUCUAAAUGGCCUCCAGAUCGAUGAACUCCUGUCCAUCCCUUAAGAGGGUCGAUGUUACAGAAAUCAAAAACCAGCACCAGUUGUAAACCAUUGUGUAAAAAUUUGUAACCAUGGUGAUGUUUUUAUUUGUCAUAUCAUGUCUGUAGAUUUUUUACCGUCCUCUUAAUUUGACACUUUAGGAAAUGAGCAUCUCCUGUUUGUAAAGUCAGUUUUUAUUGUUGUUUUUAAAGGAAAGCUGCAGAUUUUGGAUGUUUGUGUAUUUUUUAUAUGUGUUUGUAGUCUUUAAAUGUAAAUAUUUAAAUCACAUUCCUGUAAAAUAUCACAGAAAGCAUUUUAAUCGUCUGAAGAUUCUGGAAAAACUGAUUAUGUUUUUUUCUGUUUUUUAUGAUGAGAUGUUUAAAAAGAAUUAAUAAUGAAGUGAAAAAAGAUGAAAGGAACCAAAGCUGAAAGAAUAAAGAGAAAAAAGUCAAAACAAA
Molecule: messenger RNA, 20095 nt
Organism: Xyrichtys novacula (pearly razorfish)
Lineage: Eukaryota; Metazoa; Chordata; Actinopteri; Labriformes; Labridae
Source: the annotation of a GenBank genome assembly